Amoebophrya sp. A25 is the source of this 3848-nucleotide messenger RNA. NCBI's taxonomy places the organism in Eukaryota, Dinophyceae, Syndiniales, Amoebophryaceae. The record is from the annotation of a GenBank genome assembly.
AGUAUUUCCCCAGCGUCUGGUAACGCUGAUAGAUUUUCCCCUCUACUCAGUAUACAUUGACUCCCUGUCCCUGAUGUGUGGUAGUGGUAUUAUACAAGUAUAAGUAAAAACAAGUUCUGCUCCCUGUCGUAAGAAACGCCCUGUGCUCGAGUAAAAAAGUGCAAUGUUGUGACGAUAGGUUAGCAUCAGUGGCCACAUUUUAUCCUCCUGGAGCAGAAUCGCGCAAUAUAAUUCUUUUUUUCGUCUUCAUUUUGAUUUUCAUAAUCUUUUCCUCCUGUUCCUCCUCUAGGUCGUUGUAGCUUGUGCUGCUUGGGGUUUUUCUUCUAUCUUUUGCUUUUCCACUCCCACCUCAAGGAAGUGCGUGAUGUCAACAAGCGGCACGACCGGCAACGCUCGCGUUGCCAACGUCGCUGGGCAUGUCUUAUCGUGCAGCGCAGCUGGGCCCUCUUCCUCGAGUUCGAAAGGCGUCGCUCCUCCCGCUUGGAAUUCGUUUUCUAUUGUGAAGGACUUGAAGUGGAGCUCCGGUACGGGAACUGUGAAGCUACAGAAUUUCGUCAACGGAGAAUGGUGUCCGACAUCCAAGACUGUUCCAGUAGUGGAUCCCUUGAAUGGCGACGCAUUUAUCCAGAUGCCGUUGACGGAGACGGACGCAGAGCUACAACCCUUUUUGGACAGAAUGCACGCGGUACCGAAAAGUGGGCUGCACAACCCGCUAAAGCAAGUGAACAGGUUCUACAACUCGAACUCAUAUGAGGCAAGUAGUUUGACGUGCCAUUAUCAUGGGUGUUUUUUUAUUCUUUCAUGUCUUGCAGCUACUUCUUUUUUAUUUUGCAAGAUAGAACAGGAUCAGGAACCAAAGACCAUGUUAUACUUCCAAGGAAAUGCGUCCGACUGGUCUCCUGUAGCUCUAACUCCUUUCUGACAGGUACACAAUGUAUGGGCGGAUUAGUUUCUUGCUUGCGAAGGAGCUGGAAGAUGGACGCGUUAUUGACCAUUUUGCGCGUCUGAUUCAGCGUGUAGUGCCCAAAAGCUACGCGCAGGCUUACGGUGAAGUAUCUAUCGUCCACAAAUUUCUGCAGAAUUUCUGCGCGGAUCAAGUUCGUUUUCUUGCCAGAGGAUUUCACGUAUUAUAUGUAGCUACAGCAUCAGGAUUGUGACUAUCCGGCACUACUAUCAGACGAGGAGGAGAUAUCCACUUAUUUUUCCCUUUGAUCAUCAGUGAUGUUGAAUUCGAUGUCGAAUUCGAUGCUGGAAGAUAGGAGAUGAGCGCUCUCGUCAUGAAUGGUAUAAUUUCUUGUCUCCGACCUCGGCGUUGUUUUUUUGUCAGGUUUCCGGUGACCAUGACGGACAGCAGUCGCAGGGGUACCGCUUCCCUUUCGGCCCCGUUAUGAUCAUCGCUCCAUUCAAUUUUCCUCUCGAAAUUCCAGUUUUGCAGUUGAUGGGCGCGUUGUACAUGGGUAACCACGUGACGAUCAAGGGCUCGGAGAAGUGCUCUAUUGUGCUCGAGGAUUGGAUUCGUUUGAUGUUGAAGUGCGGAAUGCCUCCAACUGACGUGAACCUGAUCCAUGGUACGGGUCCGGGCACUGCCAAACUCGUUGAUGUAGCGUCGAAAAGCAAAACGCUGCGGGCGAUGCAGUUCACUGGUAGCAACACGGUUGCAAAAGCAGUGCUACAAGCGACGGGAGGCAAGGUGCGAAUUGAGGACGCCGGGUUCAAUUGGAAAGUCAUGGGACCAGACGUGCGGGACGUUGAUUAAGGUUGGUGAAAUAAGUGGCUGAUACUCCUAAAAAAAAAACGAGUAAAUCUCGUCCUAAAUAACACGAACAGCUUGCUAAAGGAUUUCAUGUGUCUAAUUCUUACAACAAUACAUUGCUUUUUAAGUACUUAAAGUCGUUUCAUCUUUACUGACACUUGGACUUGGAAGUUCUCUCUGGAGAGUCGUUGCUUCUAAUCUUCAUUCGUCACAUGGAUGUGCGACCAAGACGCGUACGCAAACUGUGGGCAGAAGUGCAGCGCGACUUCGAUAUUAGUUGCGCACUCGAACUGGAUGAAGGCUGGUCUCGUGGACAAGCUCAAGACCAUUGCUGGUGAGCGCAGCCUGGGAAACCUGUCGAUCGCGCCCGUUUUGACACACACCACAAGUGGGAUGCUUGGUCAUGUCGAGGCCUUACUGAAGAUCCCGGGUGCGCGCUUGCUCUUCGGCGGGAAAGCGUUGACCGGACACAGCAUUCCGGCUGUUUACGGUGCGAUUGAGCCUACAGCGGUUUUCGUUCCCUUGGCGGAGAUCCUGAAGCCGCAAAACUAUCCUUCAGUGACAGCGGAGAUUUUCGGACCGGUGCAAGUCAUCACAGAGUGGAGCAGCGAGAACAACGAGUUAGAGCGUUGUGUUAUCCCUCUCUUGGAGCGCAUGGACAAUCACCUCACUGCUUGUGUCUGUUCGAACGACGAGGCGCUCAUCCAGAAGGUGCUGGGCUCCAGUGUCAACGGUACCACCUACUGUGGCAUUCGCGGCCGCACGACCGGCGCACCGCAGAAUCACUGGUUCGGACCGGGCAACGACCCCCGCUCCGCCGGAAUCGGCAGUCCAGAGGCUAUCCAACUCGUGUGGAGUGGCCACCGCGAAAUCAUCCGCGACAUGGGACCUGUGCCAGAAGGGUGGACUCGACCAAAACCCACAUAAUAAGAGGGUCAGAUGUUGAGUCUAUUAAUAUCAACACUAGACCAAGACCGCGUGGAAGCUACCAAGCCAGCCAACUACACAAAACGAACACUUCCCCAUGCCCAUCGCCUUGCCCUUCGCUCAGGCGGUCGCGCUUUGCAGGCGCCUUGCCCUCCGCUUCCCGUGCCUUAGUUCUGAGACACAGACUCACGCUGCGUGGGCUCCGCUCCCGCGAUGAGUCUUAUUCUUUCGGCUUUGGGAGCGCUUUCGUCACGCCCAUGCACCCUCAGCUUCGCCCCCCUUCAUCGGUGUGCCUCCUUUGUGUCGUUGGCCUUUCUGCUCUGUCGUUGGCUUUCGUGGGCGUGGGUUUAAUGUUGGCUCUGAUGUGUUGCGCUUCUGUGUCAUAGCCUUGGCCAGGUUCUUCGACUGAUACGAGACAAGACGAGCGCAGUUAAUUAACUUGACAGCAGCGCAGGCGCAGGGGUAUCGUCAUCCCUGCGCUAGCCUGUGAUAUCAACACUAGAACGCGCCACACCAUUACCCUUCUUCUGCUGAAGAUGGUACCCUAAUUUUUUCUCGCUUACAACAAUUAAUUUUUUAAUUGAGCAAAUCAGUUCUUUUUUAAGGUUGUGACCAGCUCAGGCUCACUCGAUCAAUCCAUUGAUGAAGAGAACAACGAGAAUGAAUUUCUGCGCAACCAUUUUUUUAUUUAGCGUCAAACUCAAAGUCAAAUCUUCAUCGAGUUCGACAUCAGUAAAGCAAGAAUAAAUAAGGGUGAAGGCAAAACAGUGUGCCUGACCAAACUUCCGCGUACUCACUGUGGAAGAAAGUACAACCAGCCUAAUGAUGAUCUUCAAUCUCGAGGAAUCUUUCGGUUUUUUGGGUGUACUAAAAUUUAGGUGUCAGAAGAAGAAACAGGACCUCUUGUGCUUCUUGCGGUUUCGCUUCCUAGUAACAUUUUCCUUCAACAUCUCUUUUUCACCGGGCUUGCGUCCUCUACUUAGAAACAUGCCUUCGCGCCUACGCCUUCGUACUUUCGUUCCUCUCCAUCAGUAAUAGAUUUGCGGCUUGUCGUCGUAGCAAUCUCGUGCUUACCGUAAUUUGGCUCACCUCUUUCUCUUGUAUUUUUCGAGCGACUGUCUAUGCAUGAAUAAUAUUCAAUAUGAUCUGUUUGAGCUUUUACGUUGGG